AUUUUCUUUUUUAAUCUUUAUAGAGUAACUCUUAGUUCAUUGGACACAAAGUCUAAAAAGCCAUGUAACUGUACCAAAUCCCAGUGUCUGAAAUUGUACUGUGACUGCUUUGCUGGCGGGGACGUCUGCAACAACUGCAACUGCAACAACUGCUGCAACAAUCUGCGGCACGAAAUCGAACGGUUCAAGGCCAUCAAGGCAUGUCUUGAUAGAAAUCCAGAAGCUUUCCAACCAAAAAUUGGGAAAGGAAAACUGGGUGAUGUGAAACCUCGACAUAACAAAGGAUGUAAUUGCAAGAGGUCGGGCUGCCUUAAGAACUACUGUGAGUGCUAUGAGGCCAAAAUUAUGUGUUCUUCUAUUUGCAAAUGCAUUGGUUGCAAAAAUUAUGAAGAAAGCCCAGAACGAAAAACACUAAUGAACAUGCCAAACUACAUGGAAAUUGGAGGUUUUGAAGGCAGCCAUCAUUUGUCACCAACGAAAUUUUCAGGACUGCCAAAAUUCAGAAAAGAUAGGCGGUCGACCUCGUGCAUCUCCUGGGAGGUGGUGGAAGCCACAUGUGCCUGCUUGCUGGCCCAGGGCGAAGAAGCGGAGAAGGAGCACUGCUCCGAGUGCCUGGCGGAGCAAAUGAUCCUAGAGGAGUUCGGGAGAUGCUUGUCACAGAUUCUCCAUACUGAGUUUAAAUCCAAAGGGCUGAAGAUUGAGUAAAGCACAGCAUGGUGAAAUACA
Odocoileus virginianus texanus is the source of this 726-nucleotide messenger RNA. Lineage: Eukaryota; Metazoa; Chordata; Mammalia; Artiodactyla; Cervidae. The record is from RefSeq and is a predicted model, not a curated record.